UUGCCAAUCGGGUUUUCUGUGAACUUUGAAUUUUACAGUUUCUGUUUGUGGACAAAUGAUUCGUUAAAAGAGUUGAAGUUAGCGAGCAUUCCGCUUCACGAUGCGUGACCAUCGUUUCACUGUCACACAUUACAUUUAACCCCUCGACACCAUUACUCGAAAAAAUUCUCCGUAAUUUUCUACAUUUUCUGUUCACCUUGUCACUUCCACCUUAGAAAUUUGGAAAACCAGACCUCCCAUUUGGUUAAAAAUAUUUUAAACAUCGCGUCCGAAUAAUCUGUAAAUAAACAAUAUGAACAAGUAUGUUCUCCAGGAUAAAGCGCUAAGAUAUGAGAAAUUAGCGAAACCCAAAGAGAGAAUUGACAGAACCAGCAACCGGAAUCCGUUUAAUGUGAAAUCUGGAGCCUUGUGUUACGAAAUUACAGACUCUAUAAACAAACUUGCCCAGCCAAAACGAAAACCAGCGAAAAAUGUGUCUGCUGCGACCGUGAGCUCGUCCGUGAAAAGUGCUCCUGCAGCUGCAGCGGUGAAACACGGAGACCACAAACUGAUAAACAGCAACGAGCAAUCGAGGGAUGCGCAGGAAUCGAAGAAAAAGAGAUUUCUGUUGGACACCUACGCUCGAAUCGUCGCUGCCAGGAACAAACGUUGCUCGAAACGUUUGAAUGAACUAGCCAAACCAAAAACUUACUCGAAACAGGCCGAGGAUUACGAACAUUUCGAUAAUUACUUUCAAACGAUCAAGAACUACAACACGAAACAUUCACGACUCGAAAGAAGAGACCACCACUAGUGACCAGGAAAACCGAUUAUAAUCAAUUUACUAUAGCUGAAAUGCAAAAGCAAUAAUAACAGACGUUUAAAAGAACCAUUGAAUUUUAUAGUUAUUACAUGUGUAUGUUUCGCAGUCCUCGUUAAAUUUUAAAGGUUUGCAAAUUUUUUG
This is a messenger RNA of Colletes gigas, 943 nucleotides long. RefSeq lists its product as uncharacterized. Lineage: Eukaryota; Metazoa; Arthropoda; Insecta; Hymenoptera; Colletidae. Bases 293 to 793 code for a protein of 166 amino acids. The transcript is spliced from 3 exons. The record is from RefSeq and is a predicted model, not a curated record.